UACUUCCAGAGAACAAAUCGAUUGGCGGACGUGAAUAGACGGCUGAAGUCGCAAAUAUGGAGCUCCGUGGUGACGAUUGUACUCGUGGAAGCGAAGAAUCUGUUGCCGAUGGAUAUAGACGGUCUGUCGGACCCGUACGUCAAGUUUCGUUUGGGAACCGAGAAGUACAAGUCGAAGGUGAUUCACAAGACCUUGAAUCCGGUUUGGCUGGAGCAAUUCGAUCUUCAUCUGUACGAGGACCCGUACCUGGGCCAAGAAUUGGAGGUGACUGUCUGGGAUCGGGACAAGAGCCACCAGGACGACAUCAUGGGGCGAACGGUGAUCGAUUUGACGACGCUCGAGCGUGAGACCACUCAUCGUUUAUGGCGCGACCUCGAGGACGGCUCCGGAAAUGUUUUUCUUUUGUUGACGAUCAGUGGAACCACCGCUAGCGAGACUAUCAGCGACCUAGCCGCGCACGAGGACACUCCUCGCGAACGAGAGCAAUUGUACCAAAGAUAUUCGGUAUUGAAUACCCUGCAGAGGGUACGGGACGUUGGUCAUCUGACUGUGAAGGUGUUCAGAGCUCAGGGUCUCGCGGCGGCCGAUUUAGGGGGAAAGAGCGAUCCCUUCUGCGUCCUCGAAUUGGUGAACGCCAGACUGCAGACUCAAACCGAGUACAAAACUCUCGCGCCAAACUGGCAGAAGAUCUUCACCUUCAACGUGAAGGACAUUAAUUCGGUGCUCGAGGUGACGGUGUACGACGAGGACAGGGACCACAAAGUAGAGUUUCUCGGGAGGGUCGCCAUACCAUUGCUGAGGAUUAGAAACGGCGAGAAGAGGUGGUACGCGUUGAAGGACAAGAAGCUUAGGGGCCGAGCGAAGGGAAACGCGCCGCAGAUCCUGUUGGAGAUGAACGUCGUCUGGAACGUGUUCAGGGCCUGCGCGAGAACCUUGAAUCCCAAGGAGAAGAAGUACAUGGAGCCGGAGAUCAAGUUCAAGAGACAGGUCUUCUUGCGGAAUGUACUCAGGCUGAAGGCUAUCAUCAUUAUCUUCAUCGACAUUGGGAAAUACGUUCAGAGCUGCUGGGAGUGGGAAAGUAAAAUGAGAAGCAUCAUCGCGUUGGUCAUCUUCAUUUUCGGCUGUUACUACUUCGAGCCUUACAUGAUACCGGGUGCGGCGUUACUUAUACUUCUGAAGUAUUAUUUGCUUUGCGGAGAUGGGAGUGGGCUGAAUCAAUGGAUUUCCGGACAGGUUGCAGUGAUCACCGGCACGCCCUUAACUCAUCACUCCAGCUCCCAUUUACACGACGAGGGUGAUGAAGGCCCGACCACCCCUGGGGACGACGACGACGACGACGACGACAAGGACAAAGAAGAGAAGAAAAGUCUGAAGGAGCGACUGCAGGCGAUCCAGGAGGUGACCCAAACGGUUCAGAACUCGAUCGGUUACAUAGCGAGCCUGUGCGAGAGGGUGAAGAAUCUCUUCAAUUUCACAGUCCCCUAUCUGAGUUACUUGGCGAUAAUGCUGGUGAUCGUCGGCGCCGCUGUUCUUUAUUUCAUCCCAGUCAGAUACCUUAUCUUGGCGUGGGGCAUCAAUAAAUUCUUCAGAAAGGUCAUCCGGCCUCACUCGGUCCCGAACAACGAGGUUCUCGAUCUGAUAUCCCGAGUGCCCGACGACGAGGAGUUACUCAAUUACAGGGAGUUGAAACCUUCACCGACAGCGGACUGCGAGAAAGCUGGCACCUCGGGCAGCCUGGGUACCUCGAGCAUGUCGCGGCGAGAGCAAAGGAAGAGACACAAGGCCGCGUAGCAGCAUGCCCCGCGGCCAGAAGUCGCGGGUCUACGAUCGCCGAGCAUCCUGAGGACGGUCCUGCUACGCCGGAAGAU
Messenger RNA from Megalopta genalis, 1868 nucleotides. The record is from RefSeq and is a predicted model, not a curated record. NCBI's taxonomy places the organism in Eukaryota, Metazoa, Arthropoda, Insecta, Hymenoptera, Halictidae.